This is a messenger RNA of Drosophila persimilis, 2660 nucleotides long. Its product is annotated as protein phosphatase 1L. The transcript has 6 exons. The record is from RefSeq and is a predicted model, not a curated record. Gene Ontology annotation, molecular function: cation binding; protein serine/threonine phosphatase activity. NCBI's taxonomy places the organism in Eukaryota, Metazoa, Arthropoda, Insecta, Diptera, Drosophilidae. Gene Ontology annotation, biological process: negative regulation of canonical NF-kappaB signal transduction; positive regulation of canonical NF-kappaB signal transduction; positive regulation of canonical Wnt signaling pathway. Bases 589 to 2184 code for a protein of 531 amino acids. Gene Ontology annotation, cellular component: cytosol; nucleus.
AAACGAAAGGAAACGAACUAAAAACGUGUAUUAACUUGGCAUUGUUUUCGACCAGACCAGCUGCUGCAGUGCGUGGGGAAAUAUUUAUUGCGACAUAAAUGCAGACACAUACACGCACAAACAUAUGACAGAUGUGCGACGUGCUUGAAUAAAAUACAUAUAGACGACUCGCACACACACGCAGGCACACAUACACGUAGUGCGGAUGUUCUGAUUUUAUGCAAGAAAUCGAGCUAUAAUAAGAAUCUGAAAAUAUAUUAAAAAUAUAAUGCCAAAGAAAGCAGGCGAGCAACGAGCACGACAAAUAAUGACAGAGGGAAAAAACGAAAAGCGUCUGUAAGCAACAGCAAAAAGGGACAGGAACGAUACGUAAAACAAAACGGGAACAGACACAGGCAGCGCAGUGAAAAAUAAGAAAAAUUCAUAAGAAAAAGUGAUAUAGCAGAUCCGAUUCAAUUCCAAUUGAUUCGACCCGGCUGACGUGCAGCGCCAAGUGUUUCUUUCGACUGAUUCAAUCGCUUGCACGGGCCCAAAUCAUCUGCGACCUACAUCUGAGAGACAGCAGCAGAAGAAGCAGCAGCCCUUCCCAUGGACGACGAACUGGAAGAUAAGGUGUUCUAUCAGACGUACGUUUCCCACAUGAAAAUCCUUUCGAAAUUUGCGGUGGGCUUCUCUUCCAUCAAUUCCCCUCUGGCCUACAUAUGGAAGCUGUGCCGCCUUUAUGUCCUCCGGCCGGAGGUGAUGUUCUGCGGCCUCAUUCUGUUUAUCUUGUUGGUCUAUUUGCAAGCGGUAGAUGUGUGGAGUCGCAGCAUUCUGGGACGUAUCCAGGCCUCGUUUGGCCGCCAGAAGGCCGCGAAAAUGAUGGAGAUGUCGGCCAUGGCCGGCGACCAUCAGAGCUGGGAGGAAGUUAAGCAGCAAAGCUCAGCCUUUGCUGUGCUCGGACGCAGACCACGCAUGGAGGAUAGAUUUAUUCUUGAGGAGAACAUCAACAACAACACUGGCGUCUCCUUCUUUGCGGUCUUUGAUGGCCAUGGCGGAGAGUUUGCCGCUGAUUUUGCCAGGGAUGUGCUGGUGAAGAAUAUCUACAACAAAGUGAUUGAGAUGUCCAAGCUGUUGAAGACCGAAUCUGGUCCGGGAAACUAUGACAAGAGUCCCUAUCUGGCUCGCAAACAGAGCGGCCGCAAGGAUACCGCCAACAAGGAGAACACAGAGCCCGGCGCUGCAUCCGUUUCCCGUCGCGACAGUCUGCGCAAGGCCCACAGCACCACGGCCGAUUGCAGUGCCCUGAAGCAGAAGACAACGGAGGCAUCCAUUGCCGACAUUUACACGGCACAGCUGAAUGUGGCGAUGCGGGCCAGCGGCAAUACGGCGGCUAUGGGCUCUUCGUUUCUGAACAACAAUAAUAAUGCACAGAAUGGGGGCGCAAACGCUCCGCCGCCCGAACUCGAGGCUAAGUGCUACAUCGAGAACGGACGCAUCAACUUCGGGAAGCUCAUCACAGACGAGAUCCUGUCCGCCGACUACAAGCUGGUGGAAAAGGCCAAACAAACGACCAACAUUGCAGGUACCACAGCCUUAAUAGCCAUUGUUCAUGGCACUAAACUGAUUGUCGCUAAUGUGGGUGACUCUCGGGGCGUCAUGUACGACUCGCGUGGUAUAACCAUACCGCUGUCUUUUGAUCACAAGCCCCAGCAGGUGCGUGAGCGUAAACGGAUACACGAUGCCGGUGGGUUUAUUGCUUUCCGUGGGGUUUGGCGCGUGGCCGGAGUCUUGGCCACAUCGCGUGCAAUGGGAGAUUAUCCGCUGAAAGAUAAGAACCUAGUGAUUGCCACGCCUGACAUACUGACCUUUGAGUUGAACGAUCACAAGCCCCGCUUUCUGAUACUUGCUUCUGAUGGGCUCUGGGAUAUAUUCAGCAACGAGGAGGCCUGCAUCUUUAUCCAAGACCACCUCAAGGAGUCGGACUAUGGGGCCAAGUCCCUCACAAUGGAGUCGUACAAGCGGGGCUCCGUAGACAACAUAACCGUCGUGGUGAUUGUCUUCAGGAAUGAUGUCUACAAAAUUGGCGGGACAUCGGCGGGCAAGGUGGCAGACACUCCUGCCGCUGCUGCUGCUGCUCAACCGUUGGCCAAAUCCCCGUCCGUCGCUGCUGUGCAACGCUCGAAUUCAAUCAAAACCAAAUGAGGAAGAAGACCCCAGAGUGCCUGCUAAGAGUUAUACGAAUCUUUAGCUUUCCCCCUUGCCUUGCCCUGCGCUCCACUUCCCCGUCCCUCCAUCCAAAAUAUCUAGUUAGGCGAGAUGUAAAAUUCGUUUGUUAAAUGUUAAAUGAAUCCAAAGGCAGCACCACAAGCAUCACACCAUCACACCAUCACACCACCACACCAUCCGAAUCACACAUGCACACGGAAUAGGAGAAAAGGUUCCUUUUCGAAUCCCAUUUAAGGUUGUUCCAUUAGUCAAAUGUUGUUUUCGCAUCCUCCCACCAGCGCCACAUUGCCCCUGUACUUUGUUUCUAACCACACACACGCAUACACAAACACGAUACAACACACCCAUUGUCGGACGUAAUUAUUUAUUUAAAUUAUUUGUUAUACGAUACUUGUAAAAAUAGAAACAUUUUCUAAAAGGUGUUUAAAAUAAAGAAAGCAUUAGAGAAUGCA